Molecule: messenger RNA, 1910 nt
Organism: Labeo rohita (rohu)
Lineage: Eukaryota; Metazoa; Chordata; Actinopteri; Cypriniformes; Cyprinidae
Gene: aqp11
Product: aquaporin 11
Exons: 3
Coding region: 37-873 (278 amino acids)
Biological process (GO): transmembrane transport
Cellular component (GO): cytoplasm; membrane
Molecular function (GO): channel activity
Source: RefSeq, a predicted model, not a curated record
UCAGCACGAUUAUUUGCAGCGAGACCGGGGGAUGAGAUGGCAGGGAUGGCCGAUCUCACCGUCUCCCUAUCCGUACUGGUGGGGAUUGUAGUUUUUAGCGAGGUGGCGAGGAGAACAGCGCUGUAUCUAUUCCCAAAGCGAAACUGGAUAAUUUACGUGCUGGAGUUGAUCUCCACUUUUCAGCUGUGCGCCUGCACGCACGAGUUAAAGCUGCUCGCGGAGGUGGGCGGACUGGAGCCGCAGAUCGGACUGACCCUCACGUUCCUCAUCUCGGUGGUCCACGGAUUUACAUUCCACGGCGCGAUCUGUACUCCGACCGGCGCUCUGGAGCAGGUCUGCCGCGGGACUCUGACCCGAGAAAGCGCACUGACGCGGAUCUCGUGCCAGCUGAUCGCGGCAGUGGUGGCGCGGAGCGUGAUGCCUCAUGUGUGGGCACUGGCGCUCUCUGACCUGCACACACAGCACUCACUGACGGGCUUUAAAUGCACAAACAGCCCCGUUAACGCGCCUCUGCUGUGGGCCGCCGCGGUGGAGCUGAGCUGCGCGUUUGUGCUGCACGCCGCGGUUUCUAACUUGGAGAAAGUGGAGGAGAAAUAUCAGGUUCCUGCGAUAGCUGCUGUCAUCACUGCACUAGUCUAUGCAGGUGGUCAUCUCACCGGCGCCGUGUUCAACCCAGCACUGGCGUUCUCAAUACAGUUCCCCUGUCCUGGAAACACUUUUGCAGAGUACACUUUUGUGUACUGGAUUGGACCAAUACUGGGUAUGACAGGCUCUCUGCUGCUUUUUGACAAAGCAGUCCCUGCUAUUUCAGGAAAACGCACAAUUUCGAAGAACUUGAACUCUAACAGACUUCAGAAGAAAAAGAUGAAGUGAAUUAAGGCCUUAUGACUGAUAUGAGAGACUGAUUACUCAUGCAUAUGUGAUUAUAUACUGUGAAUAUACACUGUAAUUAUCAAGCUCAUCUCAAAGUAAUACAGGUUUCUGCAGGUUUUAAAAUGUUUUAAUUCACCCUUUUAAGGUCUAGAACGUUCUUAAAUUCAUAGUCAUGGUAUUACUUGCAUACACUGGAAAAAUGAAUAUCUUCCUCAGUAUUUUGUGUUGUAUUUCUAUUACAAAUAUCUAAACAUCCUUAAAUCAAGAUGCAAACAUAAACAAACACCUGUCUAUGGGGAAUGAAACAUUUUCCUUUUGAAUCAAGUUGAGAUAUUGUUCUUAUUUUAAUCAUAAAUUCACUUAAUUUUGAUCAGUUUCUCAUUUUGCUUCUUAAGUAAAUGCAUCUUGAUUUAAAAAUCUUUAGACAUUUACACUAAUACAGCGCAUUAACAUUUAGAGAUUGAACUGAAGUACUGUGAUUUUUUAAAAGUCUUUAAGAAAUAUUUGUGUUCAUAAAACCUGCAGAAACCCUGAAUAACAAAGCUGAAAGGACCUUAAUUUGUUUUCUUUUUUUAGAAGGGUUUUGGUGAAAAAAUAUCUGUUUUUAUGCAUAUUCAUGAAGCACAAUGAUUCUGUAAUAGCAUACAGCUGCAGGUUUACAGCAACAUUCAUAAAAAGCACACAGCCAACUGUUACUGUUACUGUUUAACUUUUGUUAAAUCAUAUUUUAACACAUGAACAUUCCUGCAAUAAGAGACCUGAAGUGUACUGUUUACUGUACUGUUUUGCAUUACAUUCUACUAGCGAUGAUUCUUACCUAGUAAUAGGUAAAUGUUAUUGUAGUACUAGUAGUCUUAAGCACAGUUUUGCAGUGCCUUUGGAUUAUCCUGGGUAAAAUAACCUGGGUAGACCAGACCAGAUUGAGUGUUGCAUCUAUAAGCAAAUGCAGAAUGUGUAAUAUAGGAUAAUAAUACACUAAUAUCUUACGAGGAGUUAAAUGAAGCAGUGUUAAAAUCUGUUUGUAAUUAAACUUUACA